Molecule: messenger RNA, 1095 nt
Organism: Penicillium olsonii
Lineage: Eukaryota; Fungi; Ascomycota; Eurotiomycetes; Eurotiales; Aspergillaceae
Source: the annotation of a GenBank genome assembly
AUGUGUCGCUUCCUCAUCUACAAAGGACGGAAUGAGAUCCGCCUCAGCAAACUAGUCACUGAGCCUAGUCAUUCAAUCCUCACUCAAUCUUAUGACUCACGCCUGCGCCUAGAUAACCGCCGACCUGUCAAUGGUGAUGGCUUUGGUGUGGGUUUCUACACAGACCCCAAACUCGGGCCGGAGCCGUGCAUCUUUACAUCAACGUUGCCUGCCUGGAAUUGUGACAAUCUAGAGCGACUUGCUGCCAAAACAUGUUCAAAUCUAGUUUUCGCACACGUGCGAGCAACUACUGAAGGUGCCCUUGCCGAGAACAACUGCCACCCAUUCCAGCAUCAAUCUCUCAUGUGGAUGCACAAUGGUGGCAUUGGCGCAUGGAACCACAUCAAGCGUCCCCUUGGAAGUUCCCUUGCCGACAAAUGGUAUCUGGGUGUGAAGGGCGGUACAGACAGUGAAUGGGCUUUCGCUUUGUUCCUCCAUCUGCUCGAGCAGGAGGGAGUGGAUCCUAGCUCCGAUGCCGGCCCAGAAGGAUUUGGACAGGCGCUUCUCCGCCGUGUCUUGAUGAAAACCAUUGCUAGGAUAAACGAGUUAGUUCGAGACAUUCCCGAGAAACACAAGGUUCCUGGGCUCGAAACUCGCUCCUUGAUGAACUUUGCUGUGACGGAUGGGCAUACUGUUGUUUGCACUCGGUACAUCAGCAGCAAAACAGACGAGCCCGCCAGUCUGUACUUUUCUUCCGGCACGAAAUGGAAAGAAGGUGACACCAAAGGACACUUCAAGAUGGAACGACACGACAAAGGCGCCGAUAUUGUUCUCGUGGCCAGUGAGCCCAUCACUUUCGAACGACACAAUUGGGUUUCCGUCCCAACCAACUCUGUUGUCACCAUUCACAAGCAGACAGUGAUGCUCCACCCUAUUCUCGACGAAUUCUACGGCGAAAAUCUUGACCAAGACCGCUCUUCUUGCUUCGCUGUAUCCAAAGGUCUUGUCAGCACAGCUCCUGGAACGACUGUGCCACCGCCGGAUUCUAAGGAGCCUUGCGCGCCUCCACCAACGUGCAAGCCUGUCGAAACACCUGCGCUACAGCCAUGCAACUGA